Molecule: messenger RNA, 2950 nt
Organism: Neomonachus schauinslandi (Hawaiian monk seal)
Lineage: Eukaryota; Metazoa; Chordata; Mammalia; Carnivora; Phocidae
Gene: CIAO1
Product: cytosolic iron-sulfur assembly component 1
Exons: 7
Coding region: 232-1251 (339 amino acids)
Biological process (GO): iron-sulfur cluster assembly
Cellular component (GO): cytosolic [4Fe-4S] assembly targeting complex
Molecular function (GO): protein binding
Source: RefSeq, a predicted model, not a curated record
GCCCCCGCGGUGCUUGCGGCCAGGAAGGGUAAACUGACUACAACUCCCAGAGGCAGUACGGCCUCAGCCGCGGGCCCUUCAGUUCCCAGGGCGACCCGGGCCCUCGGGCGGAAGCGGCGGGAUCCGACGGCCUUCGGGGGCCGGAGUGGGCGUCGCGGGGGUUUGCACCGUGGACUCGCGGUCGGCGCUGCCGCUUCUGCCCACCUCCUCCACACCCUGCUCUGGGCCGCCAUGAAGGACUCGCUGGUGCUGCUGGGCCGCGUCCCGGCACACCCGGACUCCCGUUGCUGGUUCUUGGCCUGGAACCCCGCGGGAACCCUGCUGGCGUCGUGCGGUGGUGACCGUAGCGUCCGCAUCUGGGGCACGGAAGGUGACAGCUGGAUCUGCAAAUCUGUCCUUUCUGAAGGCCACCAGCGCACUGUGCGGAAGGUGGCCUGGUCUCCCUGUGGCAAUUACCUGGCCUCUGCCAGUUUCGAUGCUACCACUUGCAUUUGGAAAAAGAACCAGGAUGACUUUGAGUGUGUAACUACUCUGGAGGGCCAUGAAAAUGAGGUCAAGUCAGUGGCCUGGGCCCCUUCCGGCAACCUCCUUGCCACCUGCAGCCGAGAUAAGAGUGUGUGGGUCUGGGAAGUUGAUGAAGAAGAUGAGUAUGAAUGUGUCAGUGUCCUCAACUCUCAUACACAGGAUGUCAAGCAUGUGGUUUGGCACCCAAGCCAGGAGCUGUUAGCCUCUGCAAGCUAUGAUGACACAGUGAAGCUCUACCGGGAGGAAGAGGAUGAUUGGGUGUGCUGUGCCACCCUCGAAGGCCAUGAAUCCACUGUGUGGAGCUUAGCCUUUGACCCCAGUGGCCAGCGCUUGGCAUCUUGCAGCGAUGACCGUACUGUGCGUAUCUGGCGUCAGUAUCCACCGGACAACGAGCAAGGGGUGGCAUGCAGCGGCUCUGACCCCAGCUGGAAAUGUAUCUGCACUUUGUCGGGCUUCCACUCCAGGACCAUUUACGACGUUGCUUGGUGUCAGCUGACAGGGGCCCUGGCUACAGCUUGUGGGGAUGAUGCCAUCCGUGUGUUUGAGGAGGAUCCCAGCUCAGAUCCACAGCAGCCCACCUUCUCCCUGACAGCCCACUUGCCUCAGGCCCAUUCCCAGGAUGUCAACUGUGUGGCCUGGAACCCUAAGGAGCAGGGGCUCCUGGCCUCCUGCAGUGAUGACGGGGAGGUGGCCUUCUGGAAGUAUCAGCGACCAGAAGGCAUCUGAGCCACCUUGACUUUGGACAGAAUCAUGGUUCCCCAGAAAAUGUCUUAAGACUUUCCCAGCCCCAAGAGGACCUGGAAGGAGCAUCCUUGACCUUCAUCUUAACUUGGCUCUCUUCCAUUCAGACUUGGGUAGAAGUGCGGAGCCACAGAAACACUCACUCUCCCCCCCUUUGACACGGGGCCCUUCGUAAAGAGCUACAGAACAUCAGUGCGUCAUGGUUAUGCCACAGAUUUUGCCUGCUUCAGGGCACAGUGUUCAAUUUUGAGGGGUGAAUAUAGUAUUUAUAGUCACCAUAUCUUCUGUGUAGAAGGGGUACAUCUUAGGCUUUUCGGAAAUUGGAAGCUUUAUAGAAAUAGGUCAUCUGAGUCCCAAGUCCUCUUUCAUAAGGACAUUCACAACUUGAAAGAAUUCCAUGGUGAGCCCUUUUCAGAAAUGAGUCCUACCUUCCUGAUUUCUGGGUAAAUUCUUACAUUUAAGACAUUCAAUCAGUAUUGAAGGAAAUUUUUUAACGUAGGCUGGCUUAGAGUAAGACAUGCUUCUGCUUUCCCUUAGAAACUUGUGUAUCUUCUGUGCCAUCAUGCUGUGGUGGCAACUGGAAAUGCUGAAAAGUAAAUGGGGAAGGGUGUGAAGCCUAAGAGGGAGUUAUUACUGGCUACAGGUCAUACAUUCUCAGUGGGGCUGAAAAUCAGUUCUUGGGUAGGGGGCAAAAAAAUUGUAGAGACCAUAAUUAGUGGCUCUCUAAUGAACCACUACUAUUAAAUUUUCAUGCUAUGGGCAAAUAGAAAAAAGACCUAUAGUAAGGCUCAUUAGGGGCAUGAUAAUGAAAAAAGGUAGAGAAUCACUCCUUAAGCUAUCACUUUGAUCUCAUUCAAAUUGUCUUCUGGAAGUCACUUCCAAAUGGGUUUUGACUUGAGGACUGUCCCCAAAACUACAGCCUUCACCGGAUACCACAGAAAUCACCACCUUAGAUUUUGAAAAGACAGCUGAGGCGGUGCCUAGCACAGUGGCUCUCAGAGGUUGGUCCCAAGAGCCUCUUAGGGGACCUGUGUGGUCAGCUGUGGCAGGAGUCAAAGCAGCGGCACCCCAUACUAGUGGUCAGUCUUCACUGCCUUGCCCUCACCUCGCUUAGAAAUGUCCUGGAUAGAACCAAUUAAAAACUGUGUUAAAUCUUGACCUUGAGAACACAGCUAACAUGCUGACAGUGGGAAGCAGGAUAAAGCCCUUGCGCCACACACUCAACUAAGAUUGUCUUGACGAAAAGCAGUUGUGCAAGCUAAACUGUCCUCGUGGCCCCAUCUUGAAAAAACUAGCAAAUUAUGUUACUUAGACUUGGCUUAUCUGGUAGACUUUUUCUGGGAAAUGGAUGGAGUGGAGGCUUUCACUUAAGGGAAACUCGUAGCGUUGCUAAUGAAAAAAUAAAGCUCUCAAGCAAAAAAUAAAAUUUUCAAAAACUUUUAUUGCCACCAUGAGCUUGACGUCUUCCCUAGGCUUAGACUUUUCUGAUGAGAUUGGUGGUAUCAACAGAUUUGGAAGAUACGCCUAAAUCAGUGAACCAACAUUUUCCAAAUGUCUAAUGCAUGAUAUUACAAAAUCUUUCAUGGUUAAGAAAUUUAUUAAAAGGGUAAGACCAAAUAAAAAUCUUUAAAAAGUGGGGGGGAGGGCACCUGGGUGACUCAGUAGUUAAACAUCUGCCUUCUGC